CUAAAACCUUGCAAGUUCAGGAAGAAACCAUCUGCAUCCAUAUUGAAAACCUGAAACAAUGUAUGCAGCAGGCUCAGUGUGAGUGAACUGGAGGCUUCUCUACAGCAUGACCCAAAGGAGCAUUACAGGUCCUAUUUGCGACCUGAAGUUUGUGACUCUCCUGGUUGUCUUAAGUUCAGAACUCCCAUUCCUGGGAGCUGGAGUACAGCUUCAAGACAAUGGGUAUAAUGGACUGCUCAUUGCAAUUAAUCCUCAGGUACCUGAGAAUCAGAACCUCAUCUCAAACAUUAAGGAAAUGAUAACUGAAGCUUCUUUUUACCUAUUUAAUGCUACCAAGAGAAGAGUAUUUUUCAGAAAUAUAAAGAUUUUAAUACCUGCCACAUGGAAAGCUAAUAAUUACAGCAAAAUAAAACAAGAAUCAUAUGAAAAGGCAAAUGUCAUAGUGACUGACUGGUAUGGGGCACAUGGAGAUGAUCCAUACACCCUACAAUACAGAGGGUGUGGAAAAGAGGGAAAAUACAUUCAUUUCACACCUAAUUUCCUACUGAAUGAUAACUUAACAGCUGGCUACGGAUCACGAGGCCGAGUGUUUGUCCACGAAUGGGCCCACCUCCGUUGGGGUGUGUUCGACGAGUAUAACAAUGACAAACCUUUCUACAUAAAUGGGCAAAAUCAAAUUAAAGUGACAAGGUGUUCAUCUGACAUCACAGGCAUUUUUGUGUGUGAAAAAGGUCCUUGCCCUCAAGAAAACUGUAUUAUUAGUAAGCUUUUUAAAGAAGGAUGCACCUUUAUCUACAAUAGCACCCAAAAUGCAACUGCAUCAAUAAUGUUCAUGCAAAGUUUAUCUUCUGUGGUUGAAUUUUGUAAUGCAAGUACCCACAACCAAGAAGCACCAAACCUACAGAACCAGAUGUGCAGCCUCAGAAGUGCAUGGGAUGUAAUCACAGACUCCUCUGACUUUCACCACAGCUUUCCCAUGAAUGGGACUGAGCUUCCACCUCCUCCCACAUUCUCGCUUGUACAGGCUGGUGACAAAGUGGUCUGUUUAGUGCUGGAUGUGUCCAGCAAAAUGGCAGAGGCUGACAGACUCCUUCAGCUACAACAAGCCGCAGAAUUUUAUUUGAUGCAGAUUGUUGAAAUUCAUACCUUCGUGGGCAUUGCCAGUUUCGACAGCAAAGGAGAGAUCGGAGCCCAGCUACACCAAAUUAACAGCAAUGAUGAUCGAAAGUUGCUGGUUUCAUAUCUGCCCACCACUGUAUCAGCUAAAACAGAAGUCAGCAUUUGUUCAGGGCUUAAGAAAGGAUUUGAGGUGGUUGAAAAACUGAAUGGAAAAGCUUAUGGCUCUGUGAUGAUAUUAGUGACCAGUGGAGAUGAUAAGCUUCUUGGCAAUUGCUUACCCACUGUGUUCAGCAGUGGUUCAACAAUUCACUCCAUUGCCCUGGGUUCAACUGCAGCCCCAAAUCUGGAGGAAUUAUCACGUCUUACAGGAGGUUUAAAGUUCUUUGUUCCAGAUAUAUCAAACUCCAAUAGCAUGAUUGAUGCUUUCAGUAGAAUUUCCUCUGGAACUGGAGACAUUUUCCAGCAACGUAUUCAGCUUGAAAGUACAGGUGAAAAUGUUAAACCUCACCGUCAAUUGAAAAACACAGUGACUGUGGAUAACACUGUGGGCAACGACACUACGUUUCUAGUUAUGUGGCAGACCAGUGGUCCUCCUGAGAUUAUGUUAUUUGAUCCUGAUGGACGAAAAUACGACACCAAUAACUUUAUCACCAAUCUAACUUUUCGGACAGCUAGUCUUUGGAUUCCAGGAACAGCUAAGCCUGGGCACUGGACUUACACCCUGAACAAUACCCACCAUUCUCCGCAAGCCCUGAAAGUGACAGUGACCUCUCGCGCCUCCAACUCAGCUGUGCCCCCAGCCACUGUGGAAGCCUUUGUGGAAAGAGACAGCCUCCAUUUUCCCCAUCCUGUGACGAUUUAUGCCAAUGUGAAACAGGGAUUUUAUCCCAUUCUUAAUGCCACUGUCACUGCCAUAAUUGAGCCAGAGACUGGUGAUCCUGUUAGGCUGAGACUUCUUGAUGAUGGAGCAGGUGCUGAUAUUAUAAAAAAUGAUGGAAUUUACUCGAGGUAUUUUUUCUCCUUUGCUGUAAAUGGUAGAUAUAGCUUGAAAGUGCAUGUCAAUCACUUUCCCAGCAUAAGCACCCUAGCCCACUCUAUUCCAGGGAGUCAUGCUAUGUAUGUACCAGGUUACACAGCAAACGGUAAUAUUCAGAUGAAUGCUCCAAGGAAAUCAGUAGGCAGAAAUGAGGAGGAGCAAAAGUGGGGCUUUAGCCGAGUCAGCUCAGGAGGCUCCUUUUCAGUGCUGGGAGUUCCAGCUGGCCCCCACCCUGAUGUGUUUCCACCAUGCAAAAUUAUUGACCUGGAAGCUGUAAAAGUAGAAGAGGAAUUGACCCUAUCUUGGACAGCACCUGGAGAAGACUUUGAUCAAGGCCAGGCUACAAGCUAUGAAAUAAGAAUGAGUAAAAGUCUACAGAAGAUCCAAGAUGACUUUAACAAUGCUAUUUUAGUAAAUACAUCAAAGCGAAAUCCUCAGGAAGCUGGCAUCAGGGAGAUAUUUACGUUCUCACCCCAAAUUUCCACAAAUGGACCUGAACAUCAGCCAAAUGGAGAAACACAUGAAAGCCACAGAAUUUAUGUUGCAAUACGAGCAAUGGAUAGGAACUCCUUAAAGUCUGCUAUAUCUAACAUUGCCCAGGCAUCUCUGUUUAUUCCUCCCAAUUCUGAUCCUGUACCUGCCAGAGAUUAUCUUAUAUUGAAAGGAGUUUUAACAGCAAUGGGUUUGAUAGGAAUCAUUUGCCUUAUUAUAGUUGUGACACAUCAUACUUUAAACAGGAAAAAGAGAGCAGACAAGAAAGAGAAUGGAACAAAAUUAUUAUAAACAAAUAUACAAAGCGUCUUCCUUCU
Molecule: messenger RNA, 2964 nt
Organism: Nomascus leucogenys (northern white-cheeked gibbon)
Lineage: Eukaryota; Metazoa; Chordata; Mammalia; Primates; Hylobatidae
Gene: CLCA2
Product: chloride channel accessory 2
Biological process (GO): chloride transport
Molecular function (GO): intracellularly calcium-gated chloride channel activity
Source: RefSeq, a predicted model, not a curated record